Messenger RNA from Anoplophora glabripennis (Asian longhorned beetle), 861 nucleotides. RefSeq names its product putative nuclease HARBI1. The transcript has 3 exons. The record is from RefSeq and is a predicted model, not a curated record. NCBI's taxonomy places the organism in Eukaryota, Metazoa, Arthropoda, Insecta, Coleoptera, Cerambycidae. Bases 1 to 861 code for a protein of 286 amino acids.
AUGGAGAAACGAAAAAGAAUAAGAAAGUUUAGUAGAGUUAUAAUUCCAUAUUUAAUAGCAGAGUUAGAAAUGGAAAUAAAUAACAAGAAAAAACGAAUUUGGUCAAGGCAAUGGUUGCUGCGAAGACAGCACGGGGCGUCAGCUACGAUAAUAAAAGAAUUAGAAAACGAAGAUACAAAAGAAUACAGAUUAUUUCUAAGAAUGAAUCUUGAACAAUUCAGUGCAAUAUUAGAAAAUAUAUCUGCCGUCAUUGCAAAAUCAGACACAAUUAUGCGAGAUUCAAUACCAGCAAAAAUAAAAUUGCAAAUAACACUGACAUAUCUAGCUACAGGAAACAAUUAUCGCACGUUGCAACAUUUGUUUCGUGUAUCAAAGUCGGCAAUAUCGCGUUUUAUCCCUGAAGUUUUAGAUGCAGUUUAUAGCUAUUUAAAGGAAUACAUAAAGGUUCCAGCAAAUCAGGAAGAAUGGAAAGUUAUAGAAAACGGAUUCAGGAUUAGAUGGAAUUUUCCUGGAUGUUGUGGUGUGAUCGAUGGAAAGCACGUAGCAAUCCAAGCACCUGGUCAUUGUGGCAGUGAAUUUUGGAAUUACAAAGGGACGAACAGUAUUGUUUUGAUGGCGAUCGUCAAUCAUGACUACUGUUUCAGUUAUAUUAAUACUGGCGCAACAGGAAGAAACUCUGAUGGUGGUAUUUUCAGAAACUGCUCAAUAUACCAUGAACUGGAAAAUGGCGGUAUCUUACCAGAUGGAGGGCUCUUAGACGAGGAAUCACAUUACCAGUUUCAAGAAGACGUUAUGAAACUUAAACGAAUGUUCUUCUGUGCCGGUGGGGAAAACGCCGACGGUAAAUGCGUCGAGCUCUAG